Messenger RNA from Adelges cooleyi (spruce gall adelgid), 1975 nucleotides. RefSeq names its product endoribonuclease LACTB2. The record is from RefSeq and is a predicted model, not a curated record. Gene Ontology annotation, cellular component: mitochondrial matrix. The transcript is spliced from 6 exons. Gene Ontology annotation, molecular function: single-stranded RNA binding; RNA endonuclease activity. The coding region runs from base 606 to 1577 and encodes 323 amino acids. NCBI's taxonomy places the organism in Eukaryota, Metazoa, Arthropoda, Insecta, Hemiptera, Adelgidae.
AAAAAAAAAGAAAUUCCACAGCGAUUGCGCGCCAAAUUCCGUUUCUAGCGCGGACAAGCGGUUUCGCCGUCGGCUGUUCGUUUCAUGUUAUUAUACAAUUUGACUAGUGCAAUGAAUACCGCGCUGUGGUCGCAAUUCAAUACAUCAUAUAUUAACAAUAGUAAUUUAUUAAAUCACAAUUAAAAACCGCGUUAAACGUCAUUAUAGUACUUUGCGGACGACUUUGCGGAACGGCCGAGGUCGCCGUCGACGGCCACUUCGGCGCAUGCCCGUUAUCAGUCUCAUAGCACGUGCCAUACGCAUGAUCGAGCCGCUGUCAGCCUUAUCACACCACUCGAAGGUUAUCAGCCGCUCUGUUAUCACUGAUCGUCCUGGUGUCGUCCGCCGUCCAACCGCCGUCACUGACAAGUCCGUCGGUGUCCACUGUCCACUCGCCGCCGGCCACCGAAACAAUACCCUCUGUCAGGUACCACGGCUGGUGUUCUGAUUAGGUUAGUCCGUUCUGUGCUAUUGUUGUCCACCCGUCGCUGCUGGUGGCCAUCCGGUGUCCGGGUUUUUUGGACACUGCCGGACACGUUUGGCCGGUGGCCGUGAGUGUCGAUCGAAUGAUCGCCACAGUCAGGCGACCGCAACCGCUGCGUUUCUUCUUUCGAUACAUCAGCAUCGUCGGCAGCAGCAACGUCCGUCACGGACGUCCAAAAAUGGCACUUCCCGAACUGCCGCCAGUCACUAGCUUGUCGCCCCGAGUGUUACGCGUGCUAGGUUGUAAUCCCAGCGUGAUGACUUUGCAAGGCACCAACACUUACGUGGUCGGCACGGGUCGUAGACGUAUUUUGAUCGAUACCGGAGAACCGAAUGUUCCUGAAUACAUAAAGAAUCUCAAAGAGACCAUGGAUAAAUAUAACUUUGAACUGGAACACAUAAUUGUAUCGCAUUGGCAUCGAGAUCACAUUGGCGGUGUAUCAGACGUGAUGGAUGCAAUCGGCAACAAAACCGAUUGUAAAGUCUGGAAGUUCCACCCGGAAAAUGAAAAAAAACGCGUAUACAAAUUUCCUAUCAAUUGUCCCAUCAACUCCUUGAAAAACUAUCAAGUAUUUAAUACCGAAGGAGCCACGUUAAAAGUUUAUCACACUCCCGGACACACGACCGAUCACGUUAUGUUAACCUUGGAAGAGGACAAAGCUCUGUUUUGCGCAGACUGCGUGCUCGGCGAAGGGACUAGCAUAUUCGAAAACUUAGAAGAUUAUCUGGAAUCUUUACAGUUAAUAUUAAAGUUAAACCCUGUUGUGAUGUAUCCUGGACACGGUUCUGUGAUUAACAAUACCGUUCAACGAGUUAACAAUUACAUACAGCACAGAAUCGAUAGAGAACGAGAAAUUAUUAAAAUACUCAGUGAACAUCCCUUACAAACCAUGACGAUAAAAGAUUUUGUAGAUGUCAUUUAUAAGGGCAUCUCCAAAAAAUUACAAGAAGUCGCAACGAUAAGCGUGGUGCAGCAUCUUUUAAAGUUGAAAAAAGAGGGCAAAGUUUUAGAAAUUGACGAUCACUGGAAAAUCAAUACAAAAUCAAAUUUGUGAUACACUUAAUUUUUAAAAUUUUUUUUUUUAAUAACACAAUAUUGUUUUGUCGUUACCGCAAAUCGUUGCAAACAAAGUGGUAUAAUGUUGGAAGCUAUAAACAUUGUUCAACAUUUUUAUAAGUGGUUUGGGUUGAAUUUAUUGUUAUUUUGUUGUACUCUGGAUGUAGUUCAUUAUAUUGUUGUUGAUAUAUUUAUACACAUAUACAUUUUAAUAUUUAUAAAUAACUAAUAUAAUAUAAUACCAUAUUGUUACACAAAAGACUUGAACGUAUGAUGUGCAUAGUUUUUUUGCCGAAUUAAGAUUUAAUAAAAAAAAAAUCAAAUGUUUAAAAAAAAAAUCAGUCUACACUUAAUUACAAAGGAAAUCACUUGCACCAAAAUCGUUUACAAUAAGAC